Molecule: messenger RNA, 6433 nt
Organism: Lytechinus pictus (painted urchin)
Lineage: Eukaryota; Metazoa; Echinodermata; Echinoidea; Temnopleuroida; Toxopneustidae
Product: cyclin-dependent kinase-like 4
Exons: 11
Coding region: 1047-2852 (601 amino acids)
Biological process (GO): protein phosphorylation
Cellular component (GO): nucleus
Molecular function (GO): ATP binding; protein serine/threonine kinase activity
Source: RefSeq, a predicted model, not a curated record
AUACCAUUAUUCAUUAUCAAAAGUUUUGGAACCGAUUCGCUUUUCGACCCCCUUCCUUUACCCCUAUUCAAGAACUAUUGACGUUAGUUACCCGUAGCAACUGUACUCGGCCCAUUGCACAGAUACCGUACCGCAAUGCAUGCCCCAUGCACGGUGGGACACCCCAAGCUCAGCCUUCGACUCCCGGGAGCUCCCAGGCGCACGUACUCUCACGAUAUGGCAUAUGGACGUACCGGGCCGCGUACCGUAUACGUCGAUCAUCAGUAAAUUUACAUAGCGUUGGCGAGACCGACCAUCUUUAGUUUGCAUUUGUGGAAGAGUAAAUUUAUCUGUGCCCGUGUAACAAUUUCAAGAGGUUAGAAGUGUAAAAGUGAGUUGAGCAGACGUUUACUGUGAACCCAGAGAUCGUGCCUAGAAGAGGCCAACAUUACUUUGCAGAUGAAAUUGAAUUUAAUUCCGUGGAAGUUCGGUUGAGUCCAAGGCAAGGACACGGCUCCCGCUUCUGAUCUUCAAUCAAGUCCAACGCUGAUACGGUAUCGUACUUCUGAGCUGCGCAAUAACAUCAGCAGAAUCAUUGACAUCACUGCAACUUGCAAGAGCAACUUAUUUCAAGACAAUAGUCUUCAUUCGUUUAUGUCAUCCUAAUCUUUAUUGAAUGGAAAAUAGAAAGAAUUCAACAAUGUAAUUUUUUCGCCUAGCAGUUCAGAAUUUUAUGGAAUAGUCUAUAAAACUUUAGUUAAUUAACUUAAAGGGCACUUCAGAGUUCAGUCAAGACUUUAAAUUUAAUAGAAUCUUUCUGGAAGUUUUGACUUGGCAGUCUUCACUUUAUCAUGUAACAUAGUCAAGGAAUCUUCAUGUUUGCUGGAUUGUUCAUCUGAGAAAAUUUUUGAAGGCAAAGCAAUGUUCAUUUUGUCAAAAUGAAAGGUUACAAGAAAAGGAAAUACAGAGCGAUUAUACAAAACAAAAGAACUUUAUUCUCAAACUCUGCAACAACGCAGCGGUAGGGUAGCGUAAGUCGUUCCCCGGAAGCGCCACCCCCUCCCCCGAUGAAGGGCCCUGCCCUUGCGAUGGAGAAAUACGAAAGCUUUGGCCUGGUUGGGGAGGGAAGCUACGGUCAGGUGCUGAAAUGCCGGCACAAGGAAACCAACCAGGUGGUCGCCAUCAAGAAGUUUCUUGAGGGCGAGGAUGACAAGAUGGUGAAGAAGAUUGCCAUGAGAGAAGUUCGCAUGUUGAAGCAACUCCGACACGAAAACCUGGUGAACUUAAUAGAGGUGUUUCGCCGGAAGAAGCGUCUUUACCUUGUGUUUGAGUUCAUGGACCACACGGUCCUCGAUGAGCUGGAGAAAUACCCCAUGGGGUUAGACGAGAACCUGGUCCGAAAAUACAUGUGGCAGAUACUCAAAGGAAUCGAAUUCUGUCAUGUCAACAAUAUUAUUCAUAGAGACAUUAAGCCAGAGAACAUUCUGGUUUCCAAAUCCAAGGUGGUCAAACUCUGCGAUUUUGGCUUUGCCCGGACAAUCGCAGGCCCGGGUGAAAUCUACACAGAUUACGUCGCAACGAGAUGGUACCGAGCGCCCGAGUUACUUGUAGGAGAUACCAAAUAUGGAAAAGCAAUAGAUCUAUGGGCUGUGGGUUGCUUACAGGCUGAGAUGUUGACUGGUGAACCCCUCUUUCCCGGUGAUAGUGACAUUGAUCAACUCUAUCACAUCAUCAGGUGCUUUGGUACCCUGAUCCAAAGACACAAGGAAAUCUUCCUCAAGAAUCCUCUCUUUGUUGGUAUGAGGUUACCAGAGGUCAAGAACGUUGAACCACUGGAGAAGAGGUUUCCUACACUCUCUGGGCUCUCCAUCUCAAUGAUGAAGAGCUGUCUUCACUUAGACCCUGACCAAAGACCCACCUGUACCCAGUUCUUGAAGCACGAGUUCUUCAAGAAAGAUGGCUUUUGUGACACCUUCCCCAGCGAGCUCAGCAUCAAGGUUCAGAAGGAAUUCGAAGGGAAUCCCCUCCUCAAGUCAUUGCUGGGUGAUGAGAAGGGAGAUGAGGAGAAGAGAUCUAAGCAUCGGAGUAAGAAGCAAUCAAGUAGUGAAAAGAUGGAGAGAGAAAGAGAGAAGGAAAAGUCAAGAAAACGUCACUCAGAGACCGAUAAGGUCAAGAGGUCAUCAACACCGACACGGGAUGGGCAUCAUGAGAGCAGCCCAAAGUAUGAUGCAAAGAAGAGCAACCCAUCCUCAAUGGCUGAUAUGCAGAAGAGGUCCAUUGCCACCACUUCAUCCAACAGCACCGCCCCUUCCAUCCAACACAUCAGCUCCUCCAGCAAGCUACCCCAGCACAUAGGGGGUCAUAACGGUCCCACCAACCACACCUCACACCAGUCAGGUCAGGGUUCAAGCCCCACCCAGACCACCAUCAAUCUCACCAUGGGCAAUAUCACCUCCAACAAGUCCAACUACUCCUCUACCGGUAUGGCAGGUCCUCCCCCUUUAAGAGCUAAUGACAAGAUGACAAAGAAGUCAACCAACUCUUACUACAAGAAGGUUGGUGGAUCGGGCAGCGAGAAGACAAUGAUCCAUGAGAAAACACUCCAGUUUGAUGCCAUGAUGUCCAGCCAACGCAAAUCCAAAAAGGACGUCUCCAACACGUCGCCACGGGAGAGCGAUAGAGAAGUCACACACUUGCCAAACCUAACUGGGAAAGAUGCCAAGACAUCAGAGCGCCAGGACAAGAAGGUGAAAUCAAAGAAGAGUCACCAUACCACUAUGCCUCAGAUUGCCAACCAAUCCGAACAUGGAGGUCAUGGGUUCAACGCCAAUGCCUCCUACUCGUCAACAGAUCACAAUCUACCUGCAGUAUAGCAAAGCGUGGUGUUAAGCCAUUUAGACAGUUCAGAGAAGUGUGCCUUUGAUGGAUAUCACUUCUUGCUGCAAAGACUUCUGGAACAGCCUUAACCUGUUGACUACUUGGUUCUGCUUUUGCCAUAGGCUUUGUACAGGGACUAUUCAAUUCCAGUAGGCAGUGGGUUAAAACAGUAUUCAAGCAGGAAGAUGUGAAGUAAGAUUUUUUUUAAGGGUAAUCUUGAGGCAGAGAUGCUUGAUCUGGUAAAAACUCAUAAGCACCAAGUGCUCGUAAUACCUGAAGAAAAAAAUGUUACCUAGAAUGUCUGGCAAUGGAUGUGGACGCUGCUAUCAAACAGGAUGAAAAUUUCCAAGAAAUGGGCUUCGUCACUCAGAUGAACAGAUUCCUGGCUUAUGUAUGACACUGCUGUCAUACCUAGCAGUGUCCAAAGAGUUUAGAUUAUAUUUAUAACUAAAUACUGUAAACCAAAAGAUAUUUUAAUCAUAUGAAAAUGUCCUACAUGCAGUGACCUGUAACAUGGCUUAUAAUGUCAGUGCGCUUCUUCCACUUAUGGAAAAAAAAGUAUUCAACGGCGAGUUUUUGACACGGGUCAACCAACUUAAAUCUUCCAAUGAAUUCAGGCUACCAUUAGAUUGAAUCGCAGCAUCAGCCAGUUAAUACCACGAGACAUGGAUGAAACUUCUUUCCCGUUGUGUUCUUCAGUCUUCACCAAGGAAGCAAUCCUUGAUACAUUGUCCUGACGUUCAUUUUGCUGUUCAUCCAUCCUUGAUCAUGACUGAAAGGCUCUUCUGAUGCUUCGCAAAACAGAUGUUCCAAACUUUGUAUUCUGCAGAGAAGUUAAUGCUGUAUUGCUCUUGAUUUUUUUCUUGGAUCGUAGUCACAAAAUAGCAAUUCUUUACAAGCAGAGACGUCUAUAACGAACUGUCAAUUGAUGCAGUCGGUCAGUUGCCUGCGAGUUGGAAAAAGCUUUAAGAUGAUUCUGUUGAUAAAUCAAGUCAAGAGCUGCUGUGAUUUGAUUUGAUUAUGAUGAGGUUGAGAUUAGCCUCUGCAGAAAAAAAGAAGAUAAUGUUAUACAAGUCUUGUCUUUUGCAAAUAUGGAACACAUAGGGAGCCAACCAAAGAAUCAAAAGAGAUGAGAACUGCAUCAAUUUUCUCAUGAAUGUCACAUGUCAUAUCAUGUGACCUAUCACAUGAUCAGAUGACCUCCAAGCUGAUUCGCAUUUAAAUUCAUACAAGCAAUCAAAGAGUGCAGCUUCGUGAACAUCAAUUACAGUGAAUGUCAAUAAGCAAUGAGAUAUUUUGCAACUUGCAUCAUUUAUCACUGUAAUGUACUUUAAACUAUAAGGAAUAUGCAAUAAUAUUUUCUUGAAGUGCUUGUUGUAUAAAAGAAAUAUGUGCUAAAAUUUGUUCUAUAAAUCAUCAUCACCCUUUCCUAAGAAUCCACUUAGAUAUUGGAAGUUAUUUGUGAAGUUGAAUUCACUGUACAGCAUUACCUUUUUUCUCUAUCUGAAAUUUAAUUUUGUAAAUAAAAGUUUAGUAUUAUUGACAGAUUUCAUUUCAAUGGAAAUCUUUUAUCACUUUUAGUGCUGAAUGAAGGUGUUACUGCAUAAAGAAACAUAGAAUAUUGAUUUUUUUCUGACUCAAUUAUUACGUUUAAUCAUUAUAAUUCUCUGUAAAUUGCUUCAGUAUCCUUUAGUACUAACUUUUGAUAUUUCCAAGAUUAAUCUUGAAUAUUUAGUUUAUCACAAGAGGUGUGAAGUUUGAAAUGAGCACGAUGUCUCAGUCUUUUCUAUUAAACAUUUUUUUAAAUCCAUAACACUUGAAUCGAAAAUCCUUCAACAAAAAACAAAACCAAUUUAUUUGAGUAAUCUCAAAGCAUCAGAAUUAGUGCGGGACGAUAUUUAGAUAUUUGAAUUGUGCGAUAUUGAAAAAAUGUUGAAUAUUCGUUGGGUUAAAGCCGGGGGUAAUAAUAAUAGCAGGGCCUACUGGUAGAACAGUUUUCGAAACUGAAGUGGCUACCCUGGGUAAAUAUACCUAUAUUAUUAUUAUGUCGAUAGAUCUUGAUAACACAAUAUGCCCAAAAUAUUAUGAUUAUUAAAACUUAAUCACUACUUAUUGACCAAAAAACUGCUCUGUAUUGCUUUAAACCAACUCAAAAUUUUGCAAGUUGGUUCCCAAAUAUCCACUUUUCACAAGCGCCGAUGAAAGUUUUACCUUCACUUGCCCCCUUCCCCGCUCUCACAAUUUACAGCUUGUAAUGAACGUAUAUAAUUCAUUUUCAGACUUGGUGAUGUAUUGUGUUAUUGGCAAUAAUCGACUGACAUAGAAAUCAAAUAUCGACCAGCACUAAUCAGGGCCUGGUUGCAUAAAAGUUACUUUUAUGGUAACUCUGCCAUCCAAUGGUAACUACCGUGGUAACGCUGAUCAACAGCCAAUCAAAAUCAAGGAUUCCAUGCAAGUUACCAUUGCAUCGCAAAUAUGCAACAGGGCCCAGAAUUGUUCAAUUUAUUUUUCAGUCCACCCACCGAAUACGCAAUUUGUAAUGUUGACAAAAAAAAUUGUUUUUAGACUAUAUGUAGCUUUUUUAUGUCACACUUGAGUACUACAUUUCCCUAUUCAUAAUGACAUUUAAAAUGUCUGUAACUUGUUUAUUUUUCCCUAGGCAUUUGAUGUUCUUAAUAAUUUUUUCAGCAAAGAAUAAGUAUUAGUCAAAAUUUGGUCACAGAAUGUUGUAACUUGUAACUAAUGUAAUUAGUCCUACUCUUAAUUGAUAACAUAAUAGGUAAUAUGAAAGAGUUCUUUCUGUAUUUCAUGACUGGUUUUGUACAUAGCAACAGUCAAGACUUUUUAAAAGCUUGCGCUUGGGUGUGUGUAUAUAUAUAUAUCUAUGUUUUUCCAGUUAUUAAAUGAAAUUCUCUGAAAUGUUUUUUUUAUGGCUCUGUGCUAAAGACACCUCAUUUGAUACAUUGCUGUGUGCUUUUAAUCAGAGAUAUAUCACACUUUAAUAGUCAUUUGCUUUUGAAUGUUGUGCUUCAUAAGGUCAGAUAUUUUCACAGGUCAGGGUCAAGGGUCACAAAGGGCAUGUCAAAGGUCAAUCUAUAGUACAUUGAUGCAAUUUGAGGCAGUGUAUGGUUAUGGUUUAUCAACAGAAUUAGAUUUUUUUUCUAUGGAACUUUCCUGGUUUUAGCCAACAUUUGAUUUAAGUAGCUCUGCCCUGUAUGAUAUUUUUACCAACAAUUUCCAUGCUUAGUGCUUAUUUACUCUGGUGAAGUGUUGUGGUCUCGUGGUUUUGACUGGCCUUUCAAUCAGAGAGUCAUGGGUCCAAAACCCAUCCUGGUGAUUGGAGUGAUAGAAACAAUGUUUCAAGGCAGACUUCUUGUCUGUAACACACUAGAACCUGAAUUGUUUAACAUAUUGUGAUGGGCAAUAUAUCAUGUACCCAUUAUCUAUUCAUGGAAGUAUCAAAAUAAUAUUUCAUCAUUGAUGUCACAUCAUAUAGUCCUAGUAUGGUAUACUCAGGAAGAAUAUGGAUAACAUUUAUGAGCUGAAUGGAUUAACUAAUUGAUUUCUGACCGGCCUU